UCUGACCUUGCUUACCAGUAGUGCUGCUGCCACAAGGAACAUGAACAUAAUCGACCGGUGCUGGCGACGCCAUCCAAACUGGUCGGCCAACCGGCAGCGGCUCGCCAAGUGCUCGGUGGGGUUCGCCGGCAAGAUGCUGCGGAACAGGGGCCGUGAAUUGACGCGGUACACCGUCACCGACCCCAGCGACGACCCUCUAAACCCUCGACCUGGCACCCUGCGAUACGGCGCCACGAUGCUUCGAGGUAAGGUAUGGAUCACCUUCCAGAGGGACAUGGACAUCAAGCUCCUGCAACCGCUCAUCGUGAAGAGCUCGACCACCAUCGACGGCCGCGGCGCCGACGUCCGCAUCGCCCAUGGUGCCGGCUUCUUGAUUCAUAAGGUGAAAAAUGUCAUCAUCCAUGGGCUCCGUUUCCACCACAUACGUGCACAACCGGCUGGGCUGACGAGAGACCCGCAGGGUCAUUUGGCGAGCUUGGGAGUGGACGGGGACGCCAUCCGGAUCGCGGCCUCGAGGAAGGUCUGGAUCGAUCACAACGAGCUCUACGAGUGCGAGGACGGGCUCAUGGACGUGACGCUGGGCUCCACGGCGAUCACCAUCUCCAACAACUGGUUCCGGGACCAUGACAAGGUGAUGCUGCUAGGCCACGAUGACAGCUUCUCCAUGGACAAGAACAUGAAGGUGACCAUUGUGUACAACCGCUUCGGUCCCAACUGCAACCAACGCAUGCCAAGGAUUAGACAUGGAUAUGCGCAUGUGGUGAACAACGUAUACGAAGGAUGGGGAGAGUACGCCAUUGGUGGAAGCAUGAACGCCAGUGUCCUAAGUGAAGGGAAUCUGUUCGUAGCAUCAGACAAGAAGAAGGUGAGCAGCAAGUGCAAUUUUAGAACGCUUUCUAGGAGAUUAUUUUUCAGUUAGUUGUAUUGAUGGGAAUGGAUAUGGGAUCGAUAUUUUAGGUGACAUUGAGGAUGCCUGGUAAAGGAGCAAAUGCAUGGAAUUGGAGGUCGGAGAGCGAUGCCUUCAACAAUGGAGCCUUCUUCAAGGAGGUCGGGGUGGUGAAGGCUCGGCCCGCGUACAGGAAGCACCAGAGUUUUCCAGUUGGGAAUGCUGGGGAAGUGAGGGCUUUGACGAGGUAUGCAGGUGCUGUCCGUUGCUUGGUAGGGUUUGUGUGCUGAUGGAAUCCUUGAAGGGAAGUGGACACAGCUGUUGCUCCUGCCUCUUGUGUCUAUGAGUGGAUUAAAGGUCAAGUAAAAAUGUAGGCUAGCUAUGCAUAUGCCUUCGUAUAGAUUUGCUUGAGUAGUGUACUGUGUUAGUCUCUCGGUUGCUUUGAGGGUUGAGGAUGAAGUUGGCUGAGCUACAUUGCAUGGGUGGGUUUGUUUUGAUGACUUCUUUCCUGUUUUCUCUAGUUAUCAUAAUGGGAAAACUAUGUCAGGGUUCAAGAUCUCAUGAGGCCACUUGAGCCAUCAAAACUCUGUUAUAUAUGACAUCUAAUCAACUUGUCUUUUUUAAUGGUGACAUCUUUUCUUUUUCUGAUUUGAUAAAAUUCCUUCCAAGGUUUCAGCAGAAAACCUACUAACAUAUGAAGAAAGGCUGCAAUUGUUAGGCUAUAAUCCAGCAUGCAAGUGGGCAUAGAUUUAUAUAAGUGAUUGUUAAAAGAGAAAUAUGUAAAGAAGUAAGGUUAAUCAAGAAAAUUAAGAUCUUAAUAUGGAACAAUUAAUUGGAAGAAAAGGUGGAAAAAGGUUUUAAUAUAAUAAAAUUACUCUAGUUUCCAAAUUCCAAUUAAAAAGAACGUCUUAUUCCCAAGAAAGUAAUCCUCCAUUUGUCAAAAAGCCUGAUGAUUCGGAUGGGUGCACGAGGAAUUGUUUCAGAUCUAUGAAAAAAGAUUUUGUUGGGUUUUUUUUUUGUCUCCUAUUUUUGCCUCUUUUGUAGGUGCGAUGGUUUUUCAGGAUCAUUAAUCAUCAUAGCGCACAUGGCUACUUGAUGGAUGAACAACCAUUCACAGUAAGAGAAGAUAAUGGAUAAAGCAAACGACAAAAGAAGAAAAUAGAUAAAACGAACUAUAAGCUCAAGCUAUCUCAUAUAUCAAAUAGUUUAGUAAUCAUAAUCUGAUCCUUCACCAUCUACCACAUGAUCUAUGUAUACUAGUCUAAGCAUUAAUCAUGUUCCAACUUACUAAGCACCCAUUACAAUUUCCAAAUCCAAAAUAAAUGCAAUCACAACUUACUAGAAACACAACUUACUAGAAAUUAAAGAGAUAAGACUUUGACUUUUUGACUAAAGGUAGUUUCUUCUACACUAUAUCAUCUUCCCCAGGUGAGAAAGAACUCAUCCUCGAGUUGUCAUCCAAAAUCACUAUGAUACACCAAUAUGUGACGCAUAUGAAAUGCAAGAGGAAUGUAGAAUCUAAACCCAUAAUUCAAUUUGACUUGCAAAAAUGUCAUGUCCACUUUUUGCCAAUAAAUUUCAAAGUCAAAUAAAGCUCCAAACCGUGACCAAAGAUCCUUGAGAAUAUCAUCUUCAUUUGAAAGUGCUAUGAAUAUCUCCCUUUGACAUAGGAUCUUUGGAUUGUUAUUAAGGAAAUCACUCAAUAACCUCCUGAAAUCAAACAAACCCUUCAAGCAUUUGAACUCAUGAUUUCUGAAAGAUGGAGUUUGGCGCCACAUUAUCAUGCUAAAAUAAUCUCUAAGCUCUUUAAAGCAUAGUUCUCCACAUGUCUUACGAAAGCCAACAUUAAAAAGGUCUACUCCUUGAGAAGAGAGUAAGACCCACUCCUUACUCUCAUCCAAGACAACAACAUUAGUAUCAUGAUAAAUUUCUUCUAAUGACAAAGACAAAUGCUGUGAGAACAUUAGACCAUUAUUCUGAAUCUGUUCUUCAUCCGAAUAAACAUCAUAUACUAGUGGAGAAUCCCAAUCCACACAACAUUCUCCUUUUUUAAUGUCACAAAUAUUUUCUUGAAGAUUGAAAUAUUUGAAUUAUGCCAAACUUCAUUUGAAUCAAACCUUAGAGUUGUAAGCACCCUAUGGAUCAUAAGACUUUCACCUUCUUCUGGUUCAACCUCCACACGCUCAAUGUCACCUUUUUCAUCAUACACGGGUUGUUUUGAGCUAUCAAGAUCUUCUUCUUUCAUAAGAUUUACAUGAGCAUCAACUUGUCCUUUGGGCAAGUGUAGUAAUAAUGACUAACCUCUUCACACUUGAAACAAGAAUUAGAUUUAUUGCCACAAUCAUAAGAAUUUGAAUUAGUAUCCUUACCAUGAGAAGAGUCUCCUUUGGAUGAUGGGUAAAAAUUUUGUACCUCCACAAAUUUCUUCCUUCCACUACGAGCAAGUUUAGCCUUUAUUUUUAAGGCUAGUUGAUACACAUCAUUGAGUUUUUAUAAUCGAUGCAUUUCUAUUUCAUCCCGAAUUAGAAUUCUUAGACCUCCAACAUACCUCGCCAUAAGUUGUUCUUCGAAUUCUUGAAAAUCAUUGUGAGCCAUUAACUUAUAGAAUUCUUUGGUGUAAUCAAUCACACUUCUAGACUCUCGACGAAAAUUGUUGAACUAAGAAAAUGCUAAUUGAGCAAAAUCCACUGGAAGAAAUUUUUCCUUAAGCCUAGAUUUCAUUUUCUCCUAAGAAGAAAUAUUAGGCUUUUCCUUGUGAAGCUGCAUCUCUUGAACUCUAUUCCACCAUGCUAAAGCAUACCACAAAGCCUUGUAGCAACAAGCUUCACUUUUUAAAUCUCCAAUGUCUCCUUAUAUUCAAAAAAAUUUUCAAUGACGCUAAGCCAUUCAAAAAACUUUUCAGGUUGAAGGCGACCAUGAAAUUCCAGUAAAUCAAUAUUCAAAGUGUCGGAAUCAUGAUAGAACAUCCUUUCCAUUCAUCCUCCAUGAUUGGCAAUUGGAUUCACAUCGGAUUCGUCACUAGAAGACCCACGACUUGAACCACCUUGCUCACUACGAGCUUCUAAGCGCUCAAGAUGCAAAAUAAGUUCCUCGACUUGUCUUCGAAAUGCUUGAAGUUUAUCAUCCCUUUCAUCCCUCAUUGGUUGUCACGUCGUCCUCUACCUCUUCGUGCCACCAUGAGAAAGAAGAGAAUAACCUAAGAGCGUAAUCACAGGCUCUGAUACCAAAUGAUUGGGGGGGGGGUAGGCCAAAUGAAAGGAUAAAUGGAUGAACAAUCAUUCACAACAAAAGAAAAGAAUGGAUAAAACGAGCUACAAGAUCAAGCUAUCUCAUAUAUUAAAUAAUUUAGUAAUCACAAUCUGCCCUUCACCAUCUACCAUAUGGUCUAUAUAUAUUAGUCUAAGUAUUAAUCAUGCUCCAACUUACUAAGCAUCCAUUACAAUUUUCAAACCCAAAAUAAAUGCAAUCACAACUUACUAAUCACCCAUUACAAUUCUCAAAUCCAAAAUAAAUGCAAUCACAACUUACUAAGCACCCAUUACAAUUCUUAAAUUCAAAAUAAAUGCAAACACAACUAACUAAAUAUAACUUACUAGAAACACAACUAUUACUAUAAAUUAAAGAGAUAAGACUUUGACUUCUUGACCAAAAGUAGC
Messenger RNA from Phoenix dactylifera (date palm), 4542 nucleotides. Its product is annotated as Pectin lyase-like superfamily protein. The record is from RefSeq and is a predicted model, not a curated record. Gene Ontology annotation, molecular function: pectate lyase activity. NCBI's taxonomy places the organism in Eukaryota, Viridiplantae, Streptophyta, Magnoliopsida, Arecales, Arecaceae.